AUGUUACUCGACAAGCUGAUCGUUCUUGCGUGCACUAUAGGGGCGCUCGCUGGCCCUCGGAAGGGCAAUAGGAAGCUGAGGAUGUCUCGAGCAGACCACAACGACGGGUUGCAAGAUAUUGUUACGUGGGACGAGUACAGUCUAAAGAUUAAUGGUGAACGGCUUUAUAUCUUUAGUGGUGAAGUUCAUCCAUACCGAAUGCCGGUCCAGAGUCUUCACCUCGACAUUUUCCAGAAGAUAAAAUCCCUUGGAUUCAACGCAGUCUCCUUCUACUCUUUCUGGGGUCUUCACGAGCCGAAGCGCGGAGAAAUCUCAUUUGAAGGUUUCCGUGAUUUGCAGCCUUUCAUAGAUGCAGCGUUAAAGGCCGGCAUAUACCUUAUCGCUCGUCCUGGCCCUUAUAUCAAUGCUGAAACAACGGCUGGAGGCUUCCCGGGAUGGGGUACUUACACGCCAGGGGUAUGGAGAACCUCGAACACUACCUAUGUCGAUGCAUACAAGGGAUACAUGGCUGCUGUAGGCUCGAUCAUCGCUGCCAACGAGAUCACGAAGGGCGGCCCCAUUAUCCUCGUUCAGUCUGAAAAUGAAUAUACUGGAUUCGCGACAGGGUAUUCGGAAGACUUCGAGUAUGAAAAGGAGCUCCUUCAGACUCUACGUGACGCUGGUAUCACCGUGCCAACCACCCACAACGAUGCGUCCCCAAGUGGGCACUACUUGAGCGUGAACAUCUAUGGCUACGACUCAUACCCAAAUGGGUUUGACUGCUCGCAUCCAACUACCUGGAAAUCCAAUGCCGUCCCUGAAAACUUCUGGACCACUCACGAACGAUACAACCCUCAAGAUCUGAACGCUGUUUACGAGUUCCAAGGAGGCGCUUUCGAUGGAUGGGGUGGCUCUGGAUAUGAUACUUGUGCCGUUCUCCUCGGUCCGGAAUUUGAAAGAGUUUUCUACAAGAACGAGUUGGCUAUGUCAACGACUCUACUGAGCCUUUACAUGAUUUACGGUGGCACAAAUUGGGGAGGCAUAGCCCAUCCUGGCGUCUACACAUCUUACGAUUACGGCUCUGCUAUCGCCGAAGAUCGCACGUUGCGCGAAAAAUAUUACGAGUUAAAGCUACAGGCGAACUUCCUCAAGGUUUCGCCUGCAUUCCUGACGACCCGCCCUCAAAACACAGGCAAGACGCAGGGUGCUUUCACGGGCAACCAGGCAUUGAAGACCACGCAGACUUUGGAUGUCGUCGGCAACAAAACUGGAUUUUACGUCGUCAGGCAUACGGACUCUUCAAGUUUCGAUGUCCAGACGUACACAUUGACUGUUCCGACUUCCAACGGGACUAUCACCUUCCCUCAAUUAGGUGGUUCGCUGACACUGACCGGAAAGGACUCCAAAAUUCACGUCGUUGAUUAUGAGGCUGGAUCGACCAACAUUCUAUAUUCUUCGGCUGAAAUCUUGACCUGGGCUACAGUGAAUGGAAAAGAUGUCAUCCUGCUGUAUGGCAACGAAGGCGAAUUGCACGAGACUGCUCUCCACUUCAAUGGGACUGCACCUACGGCCAAGGUUGUUUCGGGAUCGGGCACUGUUAAGCAGCAGGCUUCUUCCGCAGGCCUUGUAUUGCAGUACACUACCACGGGACAGACUGUCGUCGAAGUGGGCACUAGCAUCUUGCUUUACAUCCUUGAUCGCGACAAUGCGUACGAUUUUUGGGUUCUUAACCCACCCGGCACAGGAGCAUUUGCUAAUUUUAACACUAAGAACCCCAUCAUCGUCAAAGGAGGCUACUUCCUGCGCUCGGUCUCUGUUUCUGGUGGUACACUUUCGAUUCAGGGUGAUUUGAACUCGACUGCUGCUUUCGAGAUUAUUGCCCCCGCCGCAUCCUCGAAGCAGGUCACAUUCAACGGGCAUGGCUUGGCGUUGAAGAAGACUUCGUAUGGAACGCUCACAGCUACCCAAGCAGUGCAGCUGCCUGCUAUUACGCUUCCGGAUCUAGAAAGUAUCACUUGGAAAACGUCGGAUAGCCUUCCUGAAAUCCAAGCCGGCUAUUCAGAUGCAAGGUGGACCGUUGCUAAUCACACGACGACCGUGAACCCCACUCAACCGAAGACGCCUGUCGUUCUUUACGCGGGCGAGUAUGGCUAUCACACUGGCAAUAUCCUCUGGCGCGCACACUUCAACUCCACAGGCUUCGUUGCAGAAGUUUGGGGCGGUGCUGCAUUCGGCUUCUCUAUCUGGCUGGACUCGACUUUCCUCGGCUCCUGGGAGGGAGACGCGACGCACGGGUCGUACACCAAAACCGUCUCUUUCCCAUCCGCUCUGACCUCUGGCUCGCCACAUGUGAUCACAAUCUUGCAAGACCACAUGGGUUACGAGGAGGACUGGACUGCUGCGACAGAUGACUUCAAGAAUCCACGAGGUCUCAGGUCGUACUCGUUUGUAGGAAGCUCGAGUACCAAUGUCAGCGUUUGGAAGGUCACUGGUAACCUCGGCGGGGAAGACUAUGUUGAUACAACCCGUGGACCUUUGAAUGAGGGAGGAUUGUUUGCCGAGAGGCAAGGCUGGCAUCUUCCUGGCUUCGAUGAUAGCAAGUGGCAGACAGGACGCCCCACAGAUGGAAUUUCACAGGCAGGCGUCGGCUUCUACCGGACAUCUUUCGACCUCCACGUUCCUUCUAGCGUAGACUAUCCCAUGGCCCUCGUGAUUUCGAACACGACCACGAAUCCACACUUCCGCACUCAGUUCUACGUCAAUGGGUAUCAAUUCGGAAAAUACGUGAACAGCAUUGGCCCACAAAAAGUCUUCCCCGUCCCUCAAGGAAUAUUGAAUUACAACGGACACAACACCCUCGCAGUGAGCCUCUGGGCGGCCGAUGCCGCCGGCGCGAAACCAGGCUCUUUGGCUUUGCAGCUCACUGCUAAGGUUCAAAGCAGCAUGGAAAUGCCACCUCGAUGCCUGCUGUUGGAGGCUAUUUGUGUUGUCAUGGUGUAUAUCUCGACUUGGCAAAAGUAUCAAGAAGCUGCUGAGGCACUCUAUGCGAAGUCGCCGAAGAAGGCCCGGUACUGUGUAAAAUGGAAAUCGUCCGAGGGAAAGUUGGUCCUCAAGAUCACAGAUGACGAAACAUGUCUCAAAUUUAAAACACAUUCAUCUGUCUUCCUCGGCCGCUUUGAGGCCCUCAACCUCUCCCUGAUGCAAAAGAUGUCGAACAUCCGUCCACCACCCCCUGUACCCGCAUCAGUCCCACGCAUCACAACCGCAUCGCCUGCGCCGCUAAUCAAACAAGAAGAUGCUAGUGCCGAUGUACCAUCAUCAAGUGUAAUCCCGGCGGCAGGAGGUAUAGCAGCAGCAGGCGUCAAGAAGAAAAAGGGGAAGAAAAGGAAAUAG
Heterobasidion irregulare TC 32-1 is the source of this 3372-nucleotide messenger RNA. RefSeq names its product glycoside hydrolase family 35 protein. The transcript is spliced from 29 exons. NCBI's taxonomy places the organism in Eukaryota, Fungi, Basidiomycota, Agaricomycetes, Russulales, Bondarzewiaceae. Gene Ontology annotation, cellular component: signal recognition particle; vacuole. Gene Ontology annotation, molecular function: 7S RNA binding; beta-galactosidase activity. Gene Ontology annotation, biological process: SRP-dependent cotranslational protein targeting to membrane; carbohydrate metabolic process. Bases 1 to 3372 code for a protein of 1123 amino acids. The record is from RefSeq and is a predicted model, not a curated record.